Chara braunii is the source of this 1419-nucleotide messenger RNA. The record is from the annotation of a GenBank genome assembly. NCBI's taxonomy places the organism in Eukaryota, Viridiplantae, Streptophyta, Charophyceae, Charales, Characeae.
CCUCAGCAGUGACACGUCAGCAGAGUGCCACCUCAGCAGUGACACGUCAGCAGAGUGCCAUGUCAGCAGGUGCCACGUCAGCAGUGACACAUCUUGAUGCGCCGCAGCCAACGACUGGCCGAGCGCGGAUCCGCAGGAGCCAAGCCUCAACAGGAACUUAGCACCCCUCGGAUUCCGCGCAGGCCACGCACGACCAUGGCUGCUACCUCCGACAACAGUGCACCAGCUAGCCCCAAGAGGCCGGUUACCCCUCCUCUCCCAGUUCAGCAGGCCGAUGAAACGGUCCUAGCGUUCCUCGACCGUCUCCAUCAGUAUUCGGAGACAACGGCAGCUGACCUACGCAAGUGGGAAGAAGAGGAAGCCGCCCGCCAGCAGGAAAUACAACGCCAGCAGGCAGAGGCAGCAGCAGCACGUCAGCGGGCCGCAGCAGAAGCUGCAGCGGCCGCACGGUUGCGUCAGCAGCAGGUCGAGGCAGAUCAAAACCAGGCUCGUUACCAAGCCACGAUGGAUCUUGCUCGCGACGAAGCCACAUAUGUCAGGCUACUUCGACAACAGCAUUUCCAGGAGACUGAAGAACAAGACCGGCCAACCGAGGAAGAAAGAGACAAGGAAGGGACAGCAGUACUAAUGGAGACUCUGCUGUACACGUGCAAUUGGCAGCAACGUGAACUGCUCGCCACGCGGCACGUCCUCGUCCGCCAUGAAACAACACUCAAGGCCAUGGACAAGAGGAUCGUGACCCUGCAGGCCGAGAACAGCUCACUACAGGCGGCCAACAACCAGCAGCAGACGCUGAACAGCCAGCAGCAGACACUCAACCAUCAGCUGCAGGCAGAUGUCAGCAACGGGUUGGCACAGCUGUCAGCAGCUGCGUCACCGGGCAGUGCAGCGGUAGAUUGCAGCCCAGCUUUGGCCGCACAGGCAAAGCAAUUGGAGGAGCGGGUCAAUCAUUUAGUCGCAUCCCUCGGCGACAUCAGCAAGUUUGCUGGAACGUCGACAGUCAGCAAUCAGCUGCAGACGCUCAGCGACCGCGUUGACCAACGACCGACCGUUGCCGCCAAGGAAUGGAAGAUGCCGAACUUCAAGAUCGAGAAGUUCGAAGACUAUCACAAGACUGAUCCGCUGCAAUGGUGGAUGGCUUUCAACACAGAGGCGGAUGUACAUCAUACACCCGCCCACCGACGGCUUGACGCUCUCUACCUCCAACUCAUUGGAGGAGCGCAGGUCUUCAUGACGCAUAUGGCAGUCACAUUGGAAUGCACCAUCGCCACCCUCCACACCAAGAUCACGUGGGAGGAAUUCGAGAAGAAGUGAAAGACCCGGUUCAUGGUCAACAACAACAAGCGUCACACCAUGAACAAGAUCUUCCGCGUCUACCAAGGCCAGCAAACGUCAGCUGACGGAGUGGCAAAGACUCGU